AUGGGCAACUGGCAAGCAUUCAAGAUGCAAGCUCUUCCCACGUUUCUGCUGCUAGUAAUGUGGAGACCUGCAGCUUUGUGUUUCACUUCAUGGAUCAUCGGAACUGGAGUUCUGUGUUUAACCUUCUUCCAGUUAGCAGACUCUGAGUCGGACUGUGAGCUUGGUGAGAGGUGCAUUGGGCAGAGCGAUGAAAACCUUAGCAUCUGGUAUGUAUGGUUCCUGAUGUUGUUUUUCCUGGCCUUGCUCCUGUCCUGCGGGAUCUGCUGCUGCCUGCAGUGCUGGCUGAAACGGCGGGGCUGCCUCCCCCACCGGCGCACCCUGGCCGUCUUCGCGCUCAGCAGCUCGGAUGCCUUUGCAAGCGAAGUGCCUCGGUGCCCGUUCUCUGGAUCUCAGAGCCCCAGCAUGGCUGCGGAGAUGUCCUCCUCUCUUGCCCCACGGUUCAGCCUUGGCGGAACUGAGUUACCUCCAUCCUAUGAGGACAUUAUGAAGGAAAACAAGCUCUAGACACCACAUGUUGGCCUUCUGCAAUUCCAGUGGUUCAUCAGAGAUCUUUCAUGAUGCUACAGCAGUGUGAGAUCAAAUCAGCCCUUUCCACAGGUUGGCUGAGAGACUGAAAAGCAGCACAUAUUGCAUCUGAACCAAAAAGGGGAGACUAAACGCAACAUAAUAAAGGCAAAAAACAUGUGUUGAAUCUACCACAGGAGCUCAGCUUGACAUUUUGAUAGGGCUCUGGAUUUUGAGAAGCUCCCUCAAAGGCCUAUCUGUAUUCAGGGUUUCUGGCUCAGCCUCCGGAUUUAUCUCUCUCAGGCUGCUUGAGCUGGUGCAACCCCA
Messenger RNA from Falco peregrinus (peregrine falcon), 831 nucleotides. It is a transcript of the gene TMEM207, whose product is annotated as transmembrane protein 207. The record is from RefSeq and is a predicted model, not a curated record. The transcript has 6 exons. The coding region runs from base 1 to 504 and encodes 167 amino acids. Lineage: Eukaryota; Metazoa; Chordata; Aves; Falconiformes; Falconidae.